AUGUAUUUCAUUUUGCUUAUUGUAAUCUUCAAACCUAUUCAAACGUACAUCCCGACUCAAAAUGUCGAAACUGUGGAUCCAUUCCCUUGCAAGGUUUGUUCAAAAAUCUAUGACGCCUCGUGCCAAGGGGCAGGGCUUCCAAGUCCGACCAAUUAUUGCCUGAAAGCUGCAGACGUACCAGUUACAUAUACAGUAGGAACACCUCCAUCGAACUUCGGAGAUCAAUCGGAUAUGUGCUAUACUUAUCUGGUUUGUCCUGCUGGAACAAUGGAACAGUUCGAUUCUAUAGAUGAGCAAACUUCAAUACCUGGGAACUCUGAUGGAACACCGACGUUUGCAUUUUGUUACGAAGCUGGAGAAGUUGCAGGAAAAUGGUUUUCUUAUUCUGAUGGUCAUGGUGACGAAAUGAGUGGAAUGAGGUGUAAAAAUCAAUAA
Caenorhabditis remanei is the source of this 435-nucleotide messenger RNA. RefSeq lists its product as uncharacterized. The transcript is spliced from 4 exons. The record is from RefSeq and is a predicted model, not a curated record. Bases 1 to 435 code for a protein of 144 amino acids. NCBI's taxonomy places the organism in Eukaryota, Metazoa, Nematoda, Chromadorea, Rhabditida, Rhabditidae.